AGCGCGCCCACGGAGAUGGAGCUGAACUCCCUGCGCUCCUCCACAUCGGACGAGGGCUCGUUACCCAUGGCCUCUAGAGAGAGACUGGCACGUUCUAGAGAGACGCUGCCUGUCGACCCCGACGCGGCACAGUCCGCCGUGCCGUUGGCGAGCUCCAGUCCGACGCGGGCCAGCUGCGAUUCUCUGAGGAAGACUCCGCGUGGAAGCGCGAGUGCGGUAGACGAUCCCUGCUGCAAAGACAGUGGCGAGGUGUGGGUCAAGAUGGAUCCGUCCUCGGCAGUGCUCCCGCGACGGAAAAUUUCGGGAAGAUCCCCAGCUACGUCUGUCGAUCAAGUGUGGUCGAAGGCCGGAGCGAGGAGGCGCCUGCACGACAGUGGCACUGCCUGGUCGACAGAAGAUUUCACGGGUCGAGGAGACGACGACAUAUGGGUCAGAGCCAAGACUUCGUCGUUGGACAUGAAGCCUGUUGACACACAAGAACAAGAAAUUAAGCCGGUUGUGAAUGAGAGACUAUCAGCUGAUGGCUUGCAUUCUGUUGCAGAUGGCCCUGGACCCAGCUCUCAAGGGACCAAAGGAAAGAGUUUAACUAUAGAUCGCAGCAGUGCAGUGAAACUCAAGCCAGGAGCAAAGGAAGACAGAAGCUCUUUCCUCAACUGGCUGUGGACGCUAUUCAGGAGCAAACGGAAGGAUGCAAAGGAUGAAACUGACCCAAGCGGCAGCAAAACUCAAAAAGAAGCUAAUGCUACAAAUGAAACCAGUGUUUUGCAGAGUGAGAAAAAGACUGACCAGAAAGAGAAAAAGAUACUGGGAGAAGCUGCUCGCGCUGUUCUCACUGGAAGUGACUUCAGAUUGAUUGACGAUGAUGGUGGUCGUGGUGAUGUGUAUGAGGAUGCUUGUGCCGGUGGGGUGCUUCCAGACGCUGCUAAUAAAGAAGAUCUAGAUGACACUGUUAUCAAUCCAGUAAUUGCCAAGAGACUAGAUGACAUUGAUGAGGUCUUACAGGCCGCGUAUGAGCGUAAUAUUGCAUACGGAAGGUCUAUCAGUAUGCAGCGCCUGGAGGUUAAUGCAGGCCACAAAUACCAAAGAGAUUCCAGAGAAAGUAGCAGGGAAGCUGAUGGCGAUGACAAGUCCUCAAGCCACCUCUCUUUGUGCAGAGCAGGAGAGACAACAGUACUGUUGCCAGAGGGCAACAGUUCGCACAAGUACCAUGAAAAAAAAAUCAGUGUGGGAUCGUCAUCGCCGUCCAGCUAUUACAGCCAUUCUCGUUCUGAAUCAGAACUGACAACCGAUGACGAAUUUUUGGCUCUGGGUACUCCUCCACACCCGCCCAAAGUGAAGCCGUCACAGGCUGGUUACAUGAGGCUGAGUGAACCGAAUUUCAGCAAUGCAGAAUGUGCAAGGUUUAAAGUAGGACGUUUCCUCCAGCAGAGCAACGAUGAGCAGUGGUUUGGGCAUUCUGAUCAGUCGUUAGAAGGCAAAGUGGCUGGACAGCCUGAAGCAAUUAGUGGUACAGAUGAUGUCAGCAGCACAGCCGUACCAGAUCAAGGAUCUGCGGCUGUGGAGGAUAAACUUAUGAAGAUAACUACUGGCUUUGAAGCCGGUGUUCGUGCAAUUAGACAGGAUAUCGAGCAUUGUUUGGCCUCAGCUGAGCAAGCUUCCGUAGGUGAAGCAAGUGCUGCAUUUAUCUCGAUGGAGAGCAGUUGUCCCAAAAUCUUACAACAACCUGCAGUGCCUGCCCUAGUUGUGUCUGAAGAAGCAGAAGACAACGAUCGCGACCUGUGCGGUUUCACAGAUGAUGGUCUGGAUGACAUCCUGAAAACUUCAACCACCACUGAGAUGGAAGCAGAUGAAUGGGCAGGCUUUGAUCCAGCUGCAUGGUCACGCGAACAUGGAUUUGCAGUCCCAGCAGAUUCUGCUUGCUACACGAGCAUCUUACCAUCUGGGAAGAAGCUGGUGGACGUGAGGCAAGGCGAAGUGGAGGGUGCUGCUAGAAAUGAAUCCUGGGCAGACAUCCAGAGGGCGCUGCAAGAGCUGGUAGAUAGCCAGGACUCUGCUCUGAUCCAAGAGCUCAAGAAGACACCUGAAGAUGAAACACUCCUGGGACCUCUCUCAGAGGAAACAGAUCUUACUAUAAGAGAAGACGUAUCGCCUCUGGAAACUGGAGUAAUGUCUGCAGUCACCAACUCCCCAACUCCUCAUCAGGUGUUAAGCGUGCAACAGGUGCAAUCAAAGGAUAAUGACAUCCCACAAACUGAUGUUACUAAAAUCAGCGAUUUAGUGUCUACUGACGCUACAAAAUCAACAGCUACGGUCAAUGUCUUCCCUAUGAUUCACCCAGUCGAAAGUAGUGAACAGGUUCAGUCGAAGGAUAAUCAGAGCCUACGCAGAGAAGGUGUAACAGCUCCAAAAGACCCUUUCUGUGAUUCGAAUUUCGUCAAGAGAAAGGAAGAGCCAAAGGCUGGAACUCAACUAGCGUUGCAGCCACAGUUUCAGGAAGUGCCCCCUGUCACAGGAUCUUCUGUUGUAUCUCCAGUAAUGAAAGAUCCAGUAGGCUCAGAGAAUGUUAAAGCCUUUUUUGAUGAAACAUUGGACAGAUCAGAGCUACCUGUGCAGCCAUCAGAAGAAUUUGUCGUAGAUGUAAGGUGCAUCAGACAAGGAGAAGCUAAACCGUCUCCAGACAAUCUGCAGUCAGUUUCUUCAGUAAACGUUUUCACUCUUUCUGAUGAAACCUUAAAUAAUUUACGAUCUGCAUCUCAGAACGUGAAGAAAAGUACCGCCCUAGAACUCAUAGCACCAAGUGAGGAGUUGUUUGAAGAUAAGAUGAAGGUGUCAGAGACUCCCUCAGUAGAUUUAUUGGAAGACUUGCCUGUUGCUCAAGGAAGAGCUGUCACUCAGACAGACACAAUAAAAGAUAUAACCAUUAAUAUGGCUCCUCGUAAGACAUUGGAUGCCCAAAAUACAGCGUCUAGUUCGCAGCAGAAAUUCAUUCCUGGAGUGUUUACCGUUGACUGCACAGCUGAGCCUCACAAGGAGACUGAGGUUUGUUCCGAUGUCCUCACACUUACAGAAACAGUUCCUACAUUUGCUCGAGAUUCUGACUGCUCAGGACUAACAAGUGUGAUACCUCAAGACUCGAAUUUGCAGAAGUCGUUAAUUUCUUCAGAGUCAAAAGAAAAUGAUGACAGAGACAAAGCUGAUAGCACGUCGCUAGAGAGAUGUCAACAGAUAGGAAGAGAGCACUUCUCAUUGAUAGAUAAAGAGGAGCAGGAUUGGUUUGGUCCUCACAUAACACAGGAUUCAGAAGUGUUGCAAUGGAAGAAGCCCCUACUGGAGUCUGCUGGCGCCUUAGAUGAAACUUACACUUCCAAAGCCAUUGGUACUUUCCUUAGCGGAGAUCUUGUAAAGGAGGAGGAAAUCAGUAUUCCAGUUAGAGCAGAGAAAACAGCUUUUGCAGAGAAUUUAAUGCCUGACCAAUCAGAUAAUUUGAUUAGCAAACUGGCAGAUACUUCAUCAGACACAGUUUGCAACAUUGCUGGAGAAUAUGGACUUUUGAGUGCAUCAGUACCCAGCAUGCUGUAUGAGCAGAGUCGACAAGAUGUGGACAGUAAAAUUGCUGAUGUAGGUACUGCAGAUAGAAGUAUGGUUAGCCAACUGUUUGAUGCCACUUGGCAAGCAGCACAAAGUGAAGAAGAAGCUGCAAAUAUCAUGGACACACCAUCUGCAGUUUCACCAUCAUUAAUAUACCAAUCGAAUGAAGCAGAAUUUUUGUUGGAUCCCAUUGCUUUACCUCGCCAGCACUGUGAGAAAGCUGAGUCUUCUACAAAAUCUGGGUCACCAUAUGAUGUGUUGGAAGAAUUUGUCCAAGUAUCAGCAUCUAACCAGAUCUAUAAUCUGAGAGAACAAUCUCAUGAUCUUAGAGAUAUUGCAGAUCAGCUACUGUCUCUAAAAGAACAAUCUCAUUCUUCCGAAGAUACCAAAAGCCAUCUAAAUAGUUUGAAAGAACAUUCUGACGAUUUUAAUGACGUAGCAGGUCAUCUACAGAACUCUAAAGAUAAAUCUAACGAUUUUGGGGGUAUCGUAAGACAGGAUUCAGAAGGAUGGCCUGUUAAUGAAAAGGAUCAGUCCAAUACGCUCAGAAUCAAAAUGGGUAAGACUGUAGACACAAAUAAGAAAACAACCUCUCGAGAUAUUUCCACAGAAUCAGUAUGGUUAUCUUUGGACAGAAGUCUGGAAGACCUCAAAGCACCGGCUGUAUCAUUCCCUCCUGGUCUGUCAUCAACAUCUGCUCUAUUGCCAAGUGUUGAUCCAUUACCAGAUAUGCAGCUGCUGGAUUGUUUAGAUAGUGAUGACUCCAAGCGUUCUGACACAAAGAAGAACAAGAUAGAAGAUCCUUUCAUGCCAUCAUAUAGCAUGCCCCAGAAAUAUGAGACCACUAUGGAAAAAUCUAACGAUAUGUUCUAUGGGUCAGAUGGAAGGGACGUCCUGAAUACUUUAGACUCAGCUUGGUUCCCAUCAGAAGAUGCGUUUUUUACAGAACAAUCAUCUACAGAUAUGAGAUGUGACAGUGACACGCCCAAAGAUACAAUGCUGCCUCCUGAUAAAAUCAGUGGCUCACAACAGGCAACAGAUUGGUGGUCUGAGAAAGGAUUUGAUUCACUGAGUCCAUUCAGAGAGCAAGGUUUCUCGUUCACUGGAGAAAUUAAAUCAGAAGCACCACAGCAAUGGGACUCAUAUAUCUGGACUGGUGAAUUCCAGCCCUCGAAUUCUUCCUCUUCCACUCCAACUGACAUUUCUAAGACUUUUUCUGCCGACAACGCAAAAGAAGACUAUGGUAAAGAUCCAGAUCCAUUCGCAAUUGCCUCUAAGGGAAGUGCCUCAGUCAACACAGCAGAAAACAAGGAACUUCAGCAGAAACAACGUGAUGAGCUGUUAGAUGAAAAGAACACAAAAUCAUCUACCCAAGCAGGUUAUUCCGAAUUUGGUGUGCCGAAGACAGCAUUACCUUCAACAGCUACCUCACAGUCUCCAGAAGAAUCACAGUAUGUGGAACAGCAGAAAUCGCAGUCUAUUUCUGUGACUGAGCAGUCACUGUCUGAUGAGUGUGCUGGAUCAGUAAAUAACAUAGGACACAAAGCAGCAGUUUUAAAAAGCGAUACCACAACAUGUACCAAAAACGAAGCUACAAAUGGAGAUCCAGUGGACAAUUACAGACCCUCAUUCACAAAGAAACAAGAAAUGCACGUGACUGCAGUUCCUCUGGAAAUUAAUCCUCCAAAACACCUCCAUGUGACAGGUGACACUACUGCAGCCUCCCCAUCUUCCAAAAGUGUUCAUGAAGUGGAACAGAGAGAAGCUGAUGAUUUUCAGACUCUUGGAUCAGUGGCAGAGGUCAAGGUGUCAGCAGAGGAGAUUUCUGUUAGUUCUCAUUCGGACUCUCCUCCUCCUCUGGUAGACGUUUCGCCACUGGACACUGCAGACAACUCAAGCCUGGCUGAAGUUCCUGGUACAGUAGUCGAGAAGCACCAACAUUCUGAUCACCGUGCACCACAAGUCUCUACAGCACCAGUCUCUGCUGAACAGAUAGCAGCUACAUCACACAUCAAAUCAGCAGGACCCCCUGUUUCCUGUGACCUCAAUCCAGCUGAAGUAGGUGCAGAUACCAGCUGUCCUAGUAAUAGUGAACAGGGUAUAAACAGUAAACUUGUGCAUCCCGCAAAAGCAGCUUCCACAAGUGCAAAGGCGUCAAGUGCUUCAUCAACCGAGAACGAUGGGACCAUCAUCAGAACUUCAGAAAAAUCAUUGCAAUCAGGAGACUCUCCACUAGAGACUGAUAGUUACUCUGAAGAUAGCGUCUUUUUGGAUGAUGAGGAAGGUGGAGACGUUCUGGGAAGAGCAGGCUUCAUAUUGCACCCCAUAACAAGGCAAUUGAUAAGGCGUUCAUCAUCGGUGACAUCGGAACCUCCUCUGAGUCCAACUAUAGCCGUUGGUCCAUUGGCUGUCACGCCAGAAAACACAGAAGUGAUGCUUGUGGCAACUACAAGUGGUGGACAGGUGUUCAGAGAGGAUGAGUUGAGGGAGAAGCCUCAAAGUGCACGCAAAGCAGAUGCAGAAGUGAAACCUCCAUCAGCUGAACGUAGAGAGUCAGUCGUUCUGGAGAAGAUAACGGCACUUAAACACCACAUAUCCGAAGGUAUUCAGCAUGGCAAGGACAGUGUUUAUAGCACUGAGAGGAAGCUACUGGAAAAGGUUCAGUCGUGGAUAGCUCCCGCCGAGAAGCCACCGGGAAAAGAAACAGAAAAAGUUAUUGUUGAAGAGGAAGAUGUCGUUGAAAAUAAGCAAACUGGACCAACGGCAUCAGAUACGUUAGAAACAGAGAGAGUAAAAAGCACUACUACUACUGUUCAUGAACUGGAAAACAAGAUUAUUAAGCAACAAGACGAGAAAGUGGAAUUAUUCCAACCACCAUCUCCAGGUACUUCUGGAUCAGAAACCAAAAACAAAGUUGCUGGGAAUCAAGAUGAGAAAGUAAAUCUUCCUCAGCCAUCGUCUUCAGGCGUUGAGAAUGAAAUUGUGAGGACUGUGUAUGCAGGACCAGCUCUCAAAAUAGAUGACACACUGCAAGCAACUUCCCCUCCAGAAGAAAUAAAUGUAGUUGUAGAUAAUAAUCUCAAAGAAGUCUGUGUUGGUAAUAUGUUAGCAUGGAACAGAGCUGCCAAAACAGAAGACAAACUGCAAGCAACUUCCGCUCCAGAAGAAAAAGGUGUAGCUCUAGAUAAUAAUCUCAAAGAAUGUUCUGUUGGUAAUAUGUUAAAGGAGAACAGAGCUACCAUGGAAACAUUUCCUCUAACUCCUGAGGGAGAUACUAUCAUUGAAAUGGAAGACUUUGAGUAUGAAACAAUUGUAGUAGACAGAGAUCCGUUGUUAGGCCAAGAGUUCACAAUUCUGGUGAAAUCAAGCACUGACUCGGAACAUUCCAGUUGUCAUUCGAAAACUGGAGUCAGAUCGCCCAAGAGAUUGCAAGCACCUGAUUCCAACGUAGGGACGCCAGUCUCUCCCAAAAAUGAGUCACCAUCCUGCCUAACAGGCCACCCCAAAAACACAGAAGCAGAUAGUCACUGGACUACAGAUUCUUCUAGCAGUCCAGUGGGUUCUGACCACGAUAUCUUCUUUGAAGACAUCCCUCAGCAGUCUCUGGAGUAUGGAAGCCAGACACCAAAUCCAUUUAUGUACGAAGAAGACGGAAGUGACUUUGCGGAUGUCGAGUGCGGAGACAGUUCCCGCCCUGCUACGUCAUCCUCAGACGACUGGUACUUCAGCACCAGUCGGUCUGUAGAUGGGGGUCUGGCUAUCAGCUACGGUCCCCCAUCUAAUGCCAGUUCCAGAAUAGACCUCAGGAAGCUGGAUACCACGGAUACUACUCAACAAGGGACCUGUGCUAAAGAGAAUGAUACGAAGGGGGAAGACGACAUUCUCCAUGCGUCACAUCUACAAGUACCUGUAAAUACUCACAAACAAGGUUUUCUGGAAGUACAACAUGUAGACCUUAAACCACUUAGCGGCGAAGUGUCCCCCGGUGGCAGAUCUUGUGCAUCCUAUGACGGGCCAGAUUACUAUGACAUCGAGAAGCGGAUCGAUAGCGUCCUGAAAAGAAUCGAUGCUCUUCAGGAAUCUGACCCAACAUUUCGUGAAACCGAUAGUGGUACGAGUGGGACCAACCCAUUCGACAUGAGUGAGGACGAGUGGCUGUGCAUGCAGUCUGGAGUGCCACAGGAAGGAUUUGCGGAACUGCCAGAGGAGCCGACUGUAGAGGGCUGCGGGAGCACUGUCGAAGAGGAUCGACGCUUCCUCGAAGAGACGUACCUGAAUACCGGAAAGAAGUCCGGUCGACUCCAACGAGUCUGCACGAGACAAAAUUUGGAUGGAAAAGAAGAUCUUGAUGCCGAUCCAUUUUCCGAUGUAGCUGACCGCUAUAUACCCUCAUCUGGGUCUGUGCUAUCAUCAGCCAGCAGUAUACCAGAAGCUAGUUCAGAUUCUGGCAACCAGGACAAGAACAGCAGCAGUAAUCCAUUCCUCCAGACAAUCUACGAGAAGGGACUACUGUCACAGUCAGCAUUAUCUAUUGAUUUGCCCAACCCAUUCCUAUACACAGAGGCAGAAAUUAGGGAACAGCUGAGGAGGGCUGGGUUCUCCAGCGAGGAGGAGAUUUUCCCACUGUCUCCGCCUGGAGGCACCGUUUCUGAGGCCAGCUCUGGAGUCGCUGGUGACAGAUCCUGCUCUCCAGACAGCAGCUCCAGUGACAGCAGUGACGGGACGUUGGUUCAAGACCCUCUCCCUGUGCUCCCAGUACCGACACAGGAGAUGCUGUUGCCAGACAGGAGCCCUGAUACUAGGACGCUAACUCUCGAGGACGUUUCAGCCCACAAAGAAACUGAAUCAAUAGAGAGAGAUGUGGACAGUGGGAGGUCUUCCAGAGAAGCAGGAGGAGUAAUGAAAGGUAGAACUGAGGAAUCUGCUAGAGGAGCAGGGAUUCAGGACGUGAGGAGUAUGAAUCUCCCAGAUGUAGUAUCCAAAGAGGUCGAUAUAAAUCCAACCACGGAUUACAGAGGUUUCCAGAAAGAACCUUCAUCAGAUCUAGAGAAACGUCAGAUUGCGAGUGGUUUGCCCCGUCAGGUUCGUGCGCCAGUUGACGUCGAUCCUAGCAAGUUAGCCGUUAGAGUGAGCGGCUUAAGUGUUCGAACUGAAACAGGAUUGCAGGCUCCUUCCAGGUUCUCUGUGUCUUUGGCUGUGCAAGACCCGAGUCUUCAACAAGUGGGAAGUACUUUAGAAAGUCACAGUUGUGUUUUUCCAGCUGAUUACAAACCGUGUACUAGCGUUGAUAAUAGUGCGAAAGAGAAUUUCCAGUGUCGACUGCCGAAGGACCCAACAGAAAGUGUGGUUACCGAGUUGCCGGACUUAGUAGGUACCGUGUGUAGUGCUGUGGCCGAGGGCGGCAGUCAAGGUGGUGGUGGUGGUGGUGGUGGUGGUGGUGGUGGUGGUGGUGGUGGUAAACCAUUAUUACCACUGGACCCGGACGGGACGUCGACACAGCAACAAGUACUGCGAGAGGGAACAACGAACGAAACGUCGAACGACGGAAGCCAGCAGGACGAUGGAGCGCUGGACCUGGCGCAGAACAGCAAUGUCCAGGACGCGUUCGUCAUCGCGGUGGAGCAGCAGGCGCGAGAGCGCCUCGAGCGGCUGUCGGCGCUCAGGAGGAUCAAGCCCAUCGACAUGACGAAGCUGUCGCAGCAGGUGAGCCACCAGUAGCAGCUCUCCUCUCCCCGGUGGUGGUGGGCGCUCCUAGCCAUGCACACUAGUAUUACUACCGCCUGGGGCGUCCAACAGAGAACACUUCGUAUCGUAAAGAAACUAUGUAAAAGUUCUGACAUUCAGUUUUUUUGACAUUGUUUUGUAAUUAGAGUGUUUGUUAAUCUGGAGAUCACAUAUUUGUAAUAAAGAUCUUUGAAAGAAGGUA
This is a messenger RNA of Schistocerca nitens (vagrant locust), 9514 nucleotides long. RefSeq lists its product as uncharacterized. The transcript has 2 exons. NCBI's taxonomy places the organism in Eukaryota, Metazoa, Arthropoda, Insecta, Orthoptera, Acrididae. The record is from RefSeq and is a predicted model, not a curated record. Bases 16 to 9306 code for a protein of 3096 amino acids.